Molecule: messenger RNA, 426 nt
Organism: Eimeria mitis
Lineage: Eukaryota; Apicomplexa; Conoidasida; Eucoccidiorida; Eimeriidae
Exons: 3
Coding region: 1-426 (141 amino acids)
Source: RefSeq, a predicted model, not a curated record
AUGGCUUCUUUCUACAAGACGGCAGCAGCAAUGUGCCUCGUCGCACUCGGUGUGCUCCAAUCACACGCACAGGGGGACAAUGACAAUGGCGGGGGAGAGGGGGAUUCUACAACGUAUAAAUUCACAGUAGUGAAUGUAGAUGAAGACGCUUACUUGUCCGCCAACUUGGCCCGUAAUGGAAAGCUCCCAGUUCACAUCAGUGAAGUCACAAAGGACGAAAGCCUUGUCACUGAGUUGACGGGAGAAGUAACAAAAGCAACAGCCGAAGUAGAUCCCGACGCGGAGGACUGCACUGCAUUGAUGACCGCCGAACUGAAGGAGCGCUUCCAUUACUCUUUCGAGCACGCACCCGAGUCGGAGGCCAGUUUCGACUACCGUGAAUUACUGCAGAAAGCUCUUGAAGCGGGAUUGACCGUCUUCAAGUGA